Molecule: messenger RNA, 7538 nt
Organism: Podarcis muralis (Common wall lizard)
Lineage: Eukaryota; Metazoa; Chordata; Lepidosauria; Squamata; Lacertidae
Gene: SEMA4A
Product: semaphorin 4A
Biological process (GO): negative chemotaxis; positive regulation of cell migration; axon guidance
Cellular component (GO): plasma membrane
Molecular function (GO): semaphorin receptor binding; chemorepellent activity
Source: RefSeq, a predicted model, not a curated record
CCCUUUGCCCCAAGAAACUCACAAGCUACUUUGGGACCGUUUAUCUAAAAGCCAAAGAUAAAACCCUUUGUGGCCGAGCCUUCCUCAUAAAUCCUGGCCUGGAUUUGGCAGCCUUGGGACGGGAUUGCAUGUGUGUGUGUGUGUGGUGUGUGCAACUGACUCCCCGGCUUAUGUGAUAAACGGCGAGUUGGAGGUUGGCUCUUACAGAGUUCUGGAGUGUUUAUCUCGCUGGCAAAGUUGUGCAAGGCCUUUCAAGCAGCCACCAAGGGAGCAUGGAUGUGCCAGGCGGCAGAGCCCGGUUGGCAGGCAGCUUGGCAGCGAGUUCACAGCAGCGCUAAUUCUCCCAGGGUGGCUAAGAAGGAGGGACUGUUUAAAGUCCGCGGUCAAUCGGUUUCGCAAAGGAAAAGGGGAGCCAAGAGGAAGCUCGCCUCCCACACACCCUUUGCAGCCUCUGUUUUCAUUUUUCCAGCUGUGCAAAGAGCAAACGCCUCCAAGGGACCGAAAACUGGACCCAAGACCAGCCCGCAGACCAGCCACAGCCCUGCAUUUCAUGGUGCGAAUGUGGAGGGGUCCGCGCACUCAAAUCUCCCCCUGAAAAAUCCCAGCUGCAAGUCCUCACAGGGGACGAAGAAGAGCCACUACGUCUGUAAUCCCAGCCAUCGGUCGUAUGAUGAACUAAUCAGCCAGGCGGGUGAUAACCCUUCAGCCACACGAUGAGCCCCCUGUGGGGGAUGAGCACCCCCAUCUGUCCGUCAGUCCGACCCCCACAUCUGGAACUUGAACCGGGAAUCUCUCGCAGGUGCUUUCUGCACGGCUGACGCUGGAGAGAUCUCAAGAGCAGGAGCCCCUGGACCGCUGCUGGAGAGAGAAUUCUGGAACUGAGUCGUUGCUCUUCUUGUGUGUCCUUGAUCUUACUGUGCCUAGAGACGCAGCUGUCAAAUGAACAGGGGUUUAUGAGCUACCAAGCUAGCUGCCCCUCCGCCACUCUCAACCAACCCAGCUACUGCUGUCUGCUAAUAACCAGCCAUGAACUCCGGACAGUCUUCCCACCUCUUGGGCUGCCUCUUGAUGUUCGCGGCUGCUCUGGCCACAGAUCAGAUGCCAAGGCUAACCUUCCGGAAAGGGGAUUCCAGCCGAAUAGUUUUCUCAUUCCACCGAAAGGGGGUUCAGAAUUACGACACUUUUCUCCUGAGCAAAGACGGGGCAACUCUCUAUGUGGGAGCCAGAGAUGCUAUCCUUGCUCUUGACAUCGGCAGCCCUGACUCCAUCAGGCUGAAGGGUGAGAUACUGUGGGGCCCCACAGCCACAAAAAAGGUUGAGUGUGUCUUCAAGAAGAAAAGCAAUGAGACAGAAUGUUUCAAUUUCAUCCGUGUCCUGGUGCAGCUGAACGACACACACCUUUACGCCUGCGGGACGUACGCUUUCAGCCCCACCUGCACUUAUGUUGACCUGGAAAAUUUUACCCUGGCGACUGAUGUAAAUGGCAAACCUCUCCUCCUGGAAGGGAAGGGCAUUUGCCCCUUUGACCCUCAACAUCAGAAUACAGCAAUUGUAGUCGAUGGCGAACUUUACACGGGUACCAGGAACAACUUUCAAGGCAACGAGGCCAUCAUCACUCGCACCCUGGGCAGCAGGACUGUUUUGAAGACAGAUAACUGGCUGCAUGGUGAUGCAGCUUUUGUGGCCUCCUUCAACAUCCCGGUCGAUGACAAAGUCUACUUUUUCUUUGGGGAAACAGCUAAGGAGUUUGACUUCUUUGAGAAACUGACCGUCUCCAGGGUGGCUCGUGUCUGCAAGAAUGAUGUUGGAGGAGACAAGGUGUUGCAAAGGAAAUGGACCACAUUUCUGAAAGCUCAGCUGUCUUGCACCCAGCAGGGGCAGUUCCCUUAUACCGUCAUCCAACACAUGUUUGCCCUCCCACAGCCAGGAGGUGGUGCUGAUUUCUACGGUGUCUUCGGUUCUCAGUGGCAGGCAGGAAAUCUUGGGAGCUCAGCGGUGUGUGCCUUCAGGCACGAUGCUAUCAAAAAAGCCUUUGAUGGGAAAUACAAGGAGUUGAACAAGGACUGUUCCCGAUGGAUGACCUACAAUGGCCAGGCCAUGAACCCUCGUCCUGGCAGUUGCUCUGUCGGCCCAUCUUCAGACAAAGCUCUGACGUUCAUGAAAGACCACUAUCUGAUGGAUGAGAAGAUUGAGCCGACCCAUAACCAACCUCUGCUGGUGAAGCAAAACGUUAAAUACACCCGGAUUGUGGUGCACCAAACUCAGAACAGCUUGGGACAUCCCUACAACGUGAUGUUUCUUGGGACAGACAAAGGUGCCCUUCACAAAGCCGUGGUUGUCGGCACCGAGGCUCACAUCAUUGAGGAGAUCCAGCUGUUUGAGAAGCCAGAGGCGGUCCAAAACCUGCUGCUCUCCCCUGAAAAGGGGAUUCUGUAUGUGGGCUAUUCCACAGGAGUCCUGCAAGUGCCCUUGGCAAACUGCAGCAUCUACACCACCUGUGCCAACUGUGUUUUAGCGCGAGAUCCUUACUGCGGCUGGGAUGGGCAGAAAUGCCGAGAUAUCUGGGGUGCUACAGAGAACUUGAAUGACUUGGUGCAGAAUAUCGAGACAGGGAAGCCGGAUCCUGGGUGCCAGCCCAAGAGCGGAAUUGGCAGAGCCAUACCAAGGACUCGGAAUGGCCCUGAAAGCAGUUUGCUAACAAUUAUGACCGCUUCGUUCAACACCAUGGUGAGGCUGCCCUGCCCGCAGGCUUCUGCUCUGGCCAACUACUCGUGGAACUACCCAGACAGGAAGAUUCCGGACAGGCUGAUCCUAGAGGAUGACAAGGCCCUAGUCAUCAUUGUGCACGAGGAGACGUUGGGUCUCUAUGAGUGCUGGGCCAGCGAGAACGGCUACCAGCAAUCUGUGGCGCGCUACCACGUGAGGACCCACGACUCCCCUGCCAGGGUGGACAGAGCCCGCGAAUCCUAUGCUGACGGAGAGCCAGUGGGGGAGUAUCGCUCCUACUGGGUCCAGUUUGUCACUGUGACGGUGCUGCUGUCAAUGACCUUGGCCGUCGUGGUAGCGUUGGCCUUUUUCUCCUACCACGACAAGCUGAAAGCGAGGAGCAAAGUGCAGGGCUGCAGCAGCCUCCCUGACGCCAGUAAGGCCUCUGGGCAAGAGAAGGUCCCUCUCAACAGCAGCCAGAUCCCCCCGCAAAGCAGCGAAUACCAGAUGCAGGGCCCUUGCCAGGAAGCUGCCGACAGCUCCAAAACCUGCUGCGUUGAAGUGGGGGGACCCUUUCAGGACAUCGACGCUGACAACAACCGCUUGGACUCGGGCUUGGCCAACGGGGACGACUCUAGAGCGGUCGUGGCAGCGGAGGGGAUCUAGCCUGGCCUACCUUGUCCCCUGCCAGCUGUUGCCAGGAGCAACCGUUAGCGAUUGCAGCAAAUUCACACAGGCAACCUGACAAAGACAAAAAAACCAGAAGUCUUAGCACUACUGUGGUGCUCUUUUGAAACACCACCAGAAAACACAGAGUUACCUCUGAUUUCAGUAUUUCCCCCCUCCCUGUUUUCUGGUCUGUUCAAUGCCACGUAAAACCCAGGGCUUAGUGUUGCACCGCUGGCUGAAUCCCUGUCGUGCUUUCGUGUCCCCACCUCCAUCCAUCGGGUGCUGGGCCAGCAUCCCCAAACGUUCACUCACUGCCAAAUCCACAAACCUCUCUGUGAAGUUUUUACCAAAACCUGGAAUGCGGAGUCCCCUCGCUGACUCCUGGUCUCCAGAGCUGUUGGGUUUUGGAGAUGCUCAGGAGUGAAGGGCAGGUGUGGCAAGGAGUGGUUGGGUCAGGGCUGUUUGCUCCAGGGAGAGGUAGCAGCCUGGAUGUCAUGCAUCCUAGAUGACAACCAUAGAGAGAGAGGUUACAGAGGAUGUUACUGAGAGGGUGGCAGUUCUUAAGGUCACGGCGAUGCAAGACUGGGCUUCCUAUGCAGAAGGGCAGCUCAGUGAUCAUCGUGAGGCAGCUCUACAAAGUAUAGUGGCACUGUUGGGGCCGCAGAAUGGGGAUACUGAGAGGACAGAGCCACCGGGCAUUCUGUGCAAGGUUCCCUGGAGCAGAGGGGCCCUUGUGCGUUGUUGUGCCCAAUGUGGUUCUCGGUUUUCCUUUGCGAUUAAGCCAGGCCUGCCUCUGACUCGCAUUUGUGGAUGAAGAGGGUGUGGCAGGUCUCCAUUUUGCCUGCUUUAAAUUAAAAAGGAAACAAGUGGGUAGGUGGGAGGUGUUUGGAAGGUCUUUCUGUGUCCUGCAAGGAGCGCUCAGGAGCAGAGGAAAUAGCCUUACAGUGAGUCGGACCACUGGUCCGUCCUGCUCAGUAACACUGACUAGGGUAUCAGAAGGGGUGCUCUCAAUCCUAUGCAGAGACGUCAGGGACUGAGCCUGGGACAGAAUGGUCUGCCACUGAGCUGUGCCCUCUAUAGCUUACCUAAGGAGUCUUUCUCCACACCUUGCGAAACCACUAGAGGCCCCUUUCACCUGUUUGUAGCAGGUCUUCGUGCUCUGCCCUAUAAUAUACGUACUUGCGUAGCUGGGCCAUUGAAAUUCUGUGCCAAAAAGCAAAAGUUCGCUGCCACAAUUUUGGUCCUUUUUUUUCUUUUAAAAAGGCACAACAUGUUUGCAUAGUUUAUGUUGGUUUUCUGGGUUGAGUGGGCCAGGAGAAUUAGCUAUGCAAGGCCUGAAGGGUGUCUCCCCACCCCUUGAAAUCUUCCGCACAUACCUACCCCCCUCCAGCGUCUACGAUUUCCACAGGCAUCACUCACAUACUUUUUCAGGCAUGGCCUUUGCAACCAUAAGGACUAGAUUCUUGUCCCCCUUUCUACUUCCUAAAGCGGAACCUGUGAGUCUUUGAAAGAUGGUCCCUGCCCUCAGCAUACCACGUUCUCUGUACGUUCUUCCAGAACUAGAGCAUGCAACACAUAAGAGCUACCCACAUGUGGAGGCCAUUUUAAAUUGCUUGGGUAAAGCGGUGGGCUCCCUUACACCAUGGGUGGGCAACAUGGUGCUACGGGUGAUAGGAAUUGUAGUCUAACCACACUUGGAAGGCACCACAUUGGCUAUACCUACCCUGCAGCUUGGGCAACUUCCACCAUCUUCUUUGCUGUGAUGUAGCACCAAUUGUCUGAUUCCAUGUGGGAUACUCUCCUUACGGGAACAACUCCCCUGUAAGGCGGUUUUAUUCUGGCAGCCAAUUGGUCCUCAUGCUGAUGCUUACUGUGAGAAGACUCACUGCUAACUCGUCCCCCUUUUCAGUUGCAAAGUGCUUUACAUGCGUUUGGCCUCACAGCCCCCCCGUGAGGCAGGUCAGUAUUAUUCCUCUUCGACACGUGGGCAGCAAAAGGAGUUUGCCCAACGCCCUGCACAGAGCCAAAUCGCGUCUCCGCUUGACACAGGUGCCUUGGCUGACUUGGCAGAGGGAUGCCUGAGGGGACUCCCCCUUCCCCAUUUGCUUUUCUCCUCCUCCAAAGUCAGCCAGAAGUCUUGGCUCCUGGAACUGAGCCUACCGACAACUCCUUAGAAGUUUUUUUUGUGCGCCCCCCCCCCAAUAUCUUUCUUUCCCCGUGUAUGUUGCUCUGCUGACCUCUAGUGAGCAAAACUGCAUUCACAGACGCUUUCAAGCCUUCCUUUUGCUCCUACAACUUUCCUCUGUUGACCUAUUUGCUCUGCUUGUGGACAGACCUUGGUUGCUGGAGGAAGGGAGGUGUGUGAAACUAAAUUUGUCCCGAGUUCUAGGCCUGUCUGUACUGCCAUUGCCUUGGGCAUGCAAAACUACUUGCAGUAUUCCUUGUUUUAGAAUUGCAUUGUUUUUGUUGGUCUAAAAGAAGAAUUAUUUGAAUUGGAGACUUCCAAGGUCCAGUGAUUCUGCUAGCGUGCUAAUGCUCUGGACUCAGCGAUGUGGACAUGCCUCGUAGGAAGACACAAACGUUGCCACUGAAGGCUGUUUCAUGUGUUAUACAGUAGCAACCAACUGUACACUUUGGGGAGAGGAAAGGCUUGCUCCACGAUGACCAUACCUGCACGAUUAAUCUUUUAGCAAAUAAAAGUCUUUGUCGUGUCCAUGUUUUGCCUUUUUAGGUGUGUCUUUAAAACGUCUUUGGCCUGCACUGAAGAAAACAUGUUGUAUGAAGAGGACCUGAGUUCGAAUGGCGCGUUGUUUCUUCCAAGCAGCAGCUAUUGGCAUGCCUUGUACACACCUUUCCUCUUUGUGUGUACAUAUAUGUGUCUGUGUGUCUUUGUAUGCAAGAGAGUGAUGUUCUUAACUGUUGUGUUGGAGUGGCACCUCUCCCCAAAGGAGGGAUAGGUGGGAAAUCCUAGUCGGUACACCUUCUCACCAGCUAAUUAAUUUAACUAUAUCAAUUGAUAAUUGGCCAUUGAGUUGUGGGGGAAGCGAAAUCUUUAAACGUAUACUUUAAAAAACAACUACAGGUACUGCCCUAAAUGUUUUAAUGUGACCGAAGUGGAAUCUAGGAGACUUUUCCCAGAGGAAGGAAUAUUUAUAUCGCUUAGUCUGUCCCCACAACUUCUCAGGUUUUUGCCUAUUUAUCCUUCCCUUCUGAAGAAUAAGCAAAAGGACUCCCAUGUUUGCAGAGCCAUCAAAUUGCGGAGUUGGAACCAUCCACUCCAACCCCCUGCAAUGCAGGAUAUCACAGCUCUUUGCACACACCAUACUGCUGCUGUGUACACACUAUAUACCUAGAAUCCUGGGAACUGCAGUUUACACCUCAGAGAGCUACAAUUCCCAGCACUCUUAACUGCAGUUCCCAGGAUUCAUUGGGGGGGGGGAGGGUGUCCAUUAAAUGUGUGGUGUGUACACAGCCGGUGGCGAGUUGAGAGAGUUGCUCAUCACCAAAUAAGGAGGAUUUUUAAAGAGCUGCUUUUGCUUCCCAUGCUCCUUGAGAUCCAGAUGAUGCCCCCCUCCUCACCCCCACAACAAAAUUCAUUUUACCAAGAUGGGGGGGGGGAUUAUGGCGCUAUCAGCUGCUGUUAAGUUGGAGUGGCUGAGGCUGGAGAGAGAGAUAAAAUUGUCAUUUUCUGUGGUAGCCUUUGCCUCAUGCCUUCUGGAUGUUUUGGACUCCCAGCUUCAUGCUUUUCCUGGCUGGGGCUGAUGGGAGUCGGAGUCUGAAAUGGCCACUCUGUCAGGGGCUGGUUAGAGUCCAAAACAUCUGAAAGGCACCAGGUAAGCAAAGGCUGGCAUGCACAGGUACACAUUUCUUCCCCAGUUGCCUCUGGUCAAACAGACGUUUGAAAACAGGAAAAUAAAAUAAAAUAAACUAUUUUCUGCUUGGCUGGAGCCAGAAAUGUGGAGCACCUCAAGCAAGGACCCCCCCUUUCAAAUUGCUCUUCAGAAAAACACAUAACCUCUCUCCAGCCUGAUUUGAUCUCCUCAGUGGAGGAAAAUGCAUGUCCAACAGGGUGUUUUGUCUGUUGUUCAUUGUGUUGUUUAUAACUUGUUUUUUUAAAUGUGUUUAUAUGUACUAUUUUUAUUAAAAGGUUUGAUGCAUUGUGG